Serinus canaria (Common canary) is the source of this 4174-nucleotide messenger RNA. RefSeq names its product cytokine dependent hematopoietic cell linker (gene CLNK). The coding region runs from base 128 to 1312 and encodes 394 amino acids. The record is from RefSeq and is a predicted model, not a curated record. Gene Ontology annotation, biological process: intracellular signal transduction; cell surface receptor protein tyrosine kinase signaling pathway. NCBI's taxonomy places the organism in Eukaryota, Metazoa, Chordata, Aves, Passeriformes, Fringillidae. The transcript is spliced from 15 exons.
GGUGGACCUGCUUCAUGUCCUUUUACACAUUUCUCUAAAAUACUGUAAAUAAAUACUCUAAAAGCUGCAGUUGGCAGACUUUUAUUCCUUUAUAUAAGUUACUAGCUACUGUAUAAUUUACAACAGAAUGGGACCUUCUGACAGCUUUUCUCCAUUUCAUACAGAAAAGAGAACCAUUCCUGCUAACACCUAUAAUUCUAGUGAAUACUUGACAAUGAAGGGCAAGAGUGACUUCCAGCUUCCCUCUGAGCUAUCCGAGGAGGAAGACAAUAUGUAUGAGACUGUAAAUUCUUCAGUGCUGGAGGCCAUUCAUUCUUUGAGAAUCCUUCCUGCCAAACCUCUACAAGAAUCUGAAUAUGCAGAUACUCGGUGCUUAAGGCCUUCAGGUACCACUUCCCCAACGAGUGAGAGCCCAUCUCAGCCCCCUCCACACUCAGCUAUUCACACAUUUGAUCCGGAGGGGAGAACAGUGCCAAAUGUAAGAGGAGGAAGAAUGAAAAUACAUGGAUACCAGGAGCCUACACCUCCCCCACGGCCUCCAAAGAUGCUGCCAAAGCAGUAUCAGCCCCUUCCUCCAGAGCCAAGAAUAAGCAGCCCAGCCUUACACAAGAGGAACACGCUCAGCCGAGAUCCCACUUUUCCAAUGUCAGCAAAAGUCACAAGACAUUCAUCUGUUAGGGAAUCAAAUACAGCACCUGGAAGAGAGCAAGUUACAAGUUUGGGGAAGAAACUUGAAGUACCUUUUCAAGCACAACAGCAUCCUCCUGAAGCCAGUCCUCAAUGCACACGGAGCUCUAAAAACAUUUGCAGAUCAGGUUCCACAUUAAGUGUAGAUAAUUUGACAGUGAAGAAGCCACCACCUCCUACGUCAUACACAGCAUGCAAAAAUAAAUCAAAACAUUUGCUUGUUGAACAGGAAAUGCAAUCUCUUACCAAACCCACUGAAAAGGAUUUACACAAAUGUGAGUGGUAUGUUGGAGAAUAUGAUCGCCACAAAGCAGAGAAAGUCCUGUUACAGAAAAACACUGAUGAGACAUUCUUGGUUAGAGAUUGUUCAAAGAAAUCAAAGGCUGAACCAUACGUUUUGGUGGUUUAUUAUGGAAGAAGAGUGUACAACAUUAAAGUCCGAUUUCUGGAAGAAAGCCAACAAUAUGCCUUGGGAACAGGGCUCCGAGGAGAGUGUAAAUUUAAUUCUGUGGAAGAGAUCAUUGACUUCUACAGAUCCGUUCCCAUAACGCUCAUUGACGGAAAGGAUCAGUCAGGAAACCACAGAGAACAAUGCUACCUCAAACAUCCAUUCAAGGCCUGUUGAUAUGGACAGUGCUGCCUCACACAUCCAUUCAAGGCCUGCUGAUAUGGACAGUGCUGCCUCACACAUCCAGUCAAGGCCUGCUGAUAUGGACAGUGCUGCCUCACACAUCCAGUCAAGGCUGGCUGAUAUGGACAGUGCUGCCUCACACAUCCAGUCAAGGCCUGCUGAUAUGGACAGUGCUGUCCUCACACAUCCAGUCAAGGCUGGCUGAUAUGGACAGUGCUGCCUCACACAUCCAGUCAAGGCCUGCUGAUAUGGACAGUGCUGCCUCACACAUCCAGUCAAGGCCUGCUGAUAUGGACAGUGCUGCCUCACACAUCCAGUCAAGGCCUGCUGACCUGUGCUGCCUCACUGUCGCUGAUUCAUCUGUACAGAUAUAAAUAGAACACUUCUUGAAACGUCUCAAAAAUCAGAUUGGCCUCUUGAGCAAGGAGCUCCCAAUAAUAUAAUGAAGCAUUCUACACAUCUACUCCAUUUUUUGAUUGUUGCAUUUUCACUCUGAGGAUACAAAUAAAGAAUAUGUUAACAUAUUAAUUCAUAGGAAGGCGUUGAGACCGACUCCUGAUAUCUUGACAAUGACUGACCAAUUUGCUUAUCUUGCACUCUAUCUUCUAACUUCAAAUGAAAAUGAAAUUUGCCCUUGCUUACCUAAAUGUCACUUAAACUCUGCCAAGUAGCAAAACUUACUAAAAGUAUACCGUCAUUAAAUAAUAUUCUUGCUUUUAAAAAUACACAUGAAACACUGCAUGUCACAGUCUAACAGUUAAGACAGUUCUCACUGUCUAACAAUUUCAUGUGGUGUGCAUAUGUUUGCUCAACAACAAGCUGUGCUCAGCUGCCACUGAAGUUAGUGUCAGUUGAUGCUUAUAGGUACUGGAGAUUUUAAAGCUAGCUGUAAUUGUGUAAAUUCUACUAUUCAGUGAGCACUUACUCUUUAGCUUAAGUAGCAGAUACUUGUAUGCCAUACCUGAGCCUUCAAAUGCUUCCAUGGCAGGACCAUUAUGCAAAGUCACUGAAUUCAUACCAUAUGCAAAUGUAGAGAUAAAAAUCUUAAGUAGAAAAAGUAGAUGCACGUCAAAAUCAGCAAGAAAACGUGCUCUACUGUGUAUGAGCAGAGAACCUGAGAAUGUGAUUAUUCUUCCAGAAAAAAACCACAGAAAUAUUUAUUCAUACAAUUUGAGUUUUGGAAGCCUAACUAAAUUCUAUAUGUAUAUGAAGGCAAACUACAAUUCCAUAUGUACAUGAAGGGAUAUUUCUGCACAGCACUGAUAACCUUCCUAACCACACUAGCAGUCUGACUAGGUUAUUAUAAUAUACCAAAAAAGGUAUAUUACAAUAACCUAGUUACUUUAGAACCUCAGUUACUUUAUCCUUAUAGAACAGGAACAAGAAGAACAAAACCACUCAAGCCCAAAACUACAACAUUCCAACCCAAUUUAUGACGUACUAUGUAGUGGUACAAACUACCUAUAAAAAAAUUCAGCAGUUGACUGUUAUUUUCUUUCAACCUUUUUAUUUCUCAAUGCUGAGUCAAAAGGGAAGAAAACAUCCACUGUAAAUUAUUUCUCUCAAACUGAUGACACUGUUAAACUUGAAGGAAAUUAUUCUGACAUAAUUUUAUCUAAUAAAAGUAACAAAACAGAAGCUGCUAAAAUAGAGUUCAGCAGAGUUCAUAACAAAAAGCAUGACAUAAUCUGCUUUAAGAAUUUUAAACCACAAUACAAUUUAACUUACAAAAAGUUUUCAUGUUGAAACAAAAAAAAAAAUCUAAAUUAAAAACAUAAAAACCCCAAGGUUUAACAAUUUAGAUAACAGAUUAUGGCAGUGACGUACAGAGCUUCGCAGAUGUUUACUAAAGUAAACAGUAAACUUGCUUACAGAAGACAAGCAUUACUAGUGUACUUAAACCACCCAGAAUCCACAAAGCUGAGCAGCAACACCUUCUCCAUUUCCCCCAGUACAGCUUUCAUGAGCAAUGUUCUGAUUUUGCCAGUGACAACUCUUACAAAGCAAAUUCAAAACUAUUUAUUUGGUAGCUUCUACAGAAACAAAAUUAAUUCAACCAGUAACCUGUAUUGAAGGAAUUAAAACAAAGGAAUGCUAACCAUGGGGUUUUUCAUGUUAACCAUUUCAGUAUUCAUUUUAUAUGUUAUGCUAUAAUUUUAAAAUGGAAACUAUUUUCACCAUUGAAAAUGCAAAUAGCACUGUUAGGUUUGGCAUCAAAGCGUAUGAAGUGGGGGAAAAAAACCCUCUAGUGUACCCAUCUAAAAAAAUAUAAUUCCAUUUGAAUACAAAAUGAGAACUGUCAUUUCCUUAUUAUUGACAAAACAGGAAAAACAAAGUUUGUUCUGUGGAAUAGUUUAGUCUGAUACAAAUGAUACAAAAAUUUUCCAUGUGUACAGGAUGAAAAGAUCUGACUUAAAGCACCAGCUAUCGGAAGGAUUUCAACACUGUAUUGCAGAAUUAUGGGAAAGCAGUAAGUGGCUUUGAAAGUAAACCUCAGUCAGAUGUAGUUUUAAAAUAUUUACAUUCUAAUGUAGAUAUGAUAAAUAUUUUAUCAAAACAAUGUAUAAUCUGCUGGAGUAUAUAAAAAAAUAUUCCCAGCUAAACUGUUUACAAAAAUGCACCAUCAGUGAAAAGAGUUAGGGACUACCAGUUUACCAGAGAAGCCCCAGUUCAAACAUAGAACACACAUCCAGCAUUAGAGUCAGUAUUGAUUUUCAUAUUUUUAAAACUGUAACACAUUAUUUUAAUUGUAAGUAUGUGCUUCGAUAUACUUCAUUCUAAAAUGAUUUAAAAUUGACAAGAUGAAGAGAAACAUCCACAGCUCACAUACAAAAACAGUAACUUCAGUGUCAUCCA